AUGGCAACUCACUCAGCAACCAGUACCCAGCAACAAAGAGUCAUCCCUGUAUGUAGUCAGUGUAUAGUUUGUGUGCUCAAAAGGUCUGAGCAGGCAGCUUCUCAGCAAGCAAACAUGUCUCCAAAGAAGAAAACAAAAAAACCCACAAAGAAGAAUCCAGAAAAAAGUGAAAGUGACUUGGAAGGAAAGUACAGGCGUAGUAUUCUGGAUGUAGCCAUCCUACAGGAUCACAUUGCCUUCCAGUGUGAGUCUAUAAAAAAGGUCCAGUCUGACCGAGUUGACCUAAGGAGACGCAUGAGAGACAUGGAGCAGAAGCUGCAGUACGAGAGACAAGACCACAGGGACGUCAACUCUGACUUCAGUCGGCAGUACAAAACCAUGCAGACAGGGCUAACCGACAAGGCAAAGAGGCUGGAGAAGGAGGUCAAACAGCUGAAGGAAGAACUUGUGCUGUGUCAAGAGGAACUGAGAAAAGAGAAAAGAGAGCGUGAGCAGGUGGAACGGCAGAAGGACGCCAUCAUAGCUGACCUCCAAAACAAGCUGGACAACAUGGAAACAGACUAUGAGAAGAUCCUGCACGAGACUCUAGACAGCCUGACUUCCCAGCUGUCUGUGGCUCGACAGGGAUGGGAGGACAAGAGCACGACCUUUCAUCAAAAUUACAAGGAACUGCUCUCUGAGUUUGGCCUGAAUGCACUGCACAUCUAA
This is a messenger RNA of Plectropomus leopardus (leopard coralgrouper), 708 nucleotides long. It is a transcript of the gene drc12, whose product is annotated as dynein regulatory complex subunit 12 homolog. NCBI's taxonomy places the organism in Eukaryota, Metazoa, Chordata, Actinopteri, Perciformes, Serranidae. The record is from RefSeq and is a predicted model, not a curated record.